Oreochromis niloticus (Nile tilapia) is the source of this 2483-nucleotide messenger RNA. It is a transcript of the gene pde6d, whose product is annotated as phosphodiesterase 6D, cGMP-specific, rod, delta. The coding region runs from base 236 to 688 and encodes 150 amino acids. NCBI's taxonomy places the organism in Eukaryota, Metazoa, Chordata, Actinopteri, Cichliformes, Cichlidae. Gene Ontology annotation, cellular component: cytoplasm. Gene Ontology annotation, biological process: sensory perception of light stimulus. The record is from RefSeq and is a predicted model, not a curated record. The transcript is spliced from 5 exons.
GGGUCCCUUGCGUUUCACUGGUUAGGCUGUGUGCAGCCCGUUUGCUAGCUGGGUAUAUUUAGCUGAUUGCAUUAUCGGAUCAGAUUUAGCCUGCAGUCCAGCAGAGUAGUGAACGUUGUUCCAGGCGAAUUCUGACUAGUAGUUAGCCAAGUAGUUAAGCUAACGUGAACAGCAGCCGUCUCUUUUCAGAAAAGUCUAGGUUAUCUGUGAGGAACGAAAACAAACCAUUUCGGACAUGUCUUCAGACGAAGACAGGGCCAAGGAAAUUUUGAAGGGCUUCAAACUAAACUGGAUGAAUCUUCGGGAUGCAGAGACGGGCAAAGUGCUGUGGCAGGGGACGGAGGACCUCUCUGUACCGGGAGUAGAGCACGAAGCUCGUGUCCCAAAGAAGAUCCUGAAGUGUAAAGCAGUGUCCAGAGAGCUCAACUUUUCUUCCUCAGAGAAACUGGAGAAGUUCAGACUGGAGCAGAAAGUUUUCUUCAAAGGACAGUGUUUAGAAGAGUGGUUCUUUGAGUUUGGUUUCGUUAUCCCCAACUCCACCAACACAUGGCAGUCUCUGAUAGAAGCGGCUCCAGAGUCCCAGAUGAUGCCAGCCAAUGUUUUAACUGGUAAUGUUAUCAUAGAGACCAAGUUCUUCGACGAUGACCUGCAUGUCAGUACUUCCAGGGUACGGCUUUUCUACGUCUGACAUUUACCCCCCGAGUCUAUCUUCCUGAAUGCUGACACCCUGCCAAGGUCUGUAAAUUCCCAAGGUUAGCUACAAUUCGCAGCAGUAAAGAGCUCAUUGCUGACGUGGGAUCAGCAUGUUGGGGUGAACCCAGCUGUGGCGCCACAAUCAGUCAAGUGAGCUCGUGUUCUCUAGUUUUGUGUCGACUUGAAAACCUCUGGACCUUGGAAGAAGAGGGAAGAGGAGGAGAGAGAGAACUCGAUCGCUUCCCCUGUUCCAGGAUCACCUCUCUCUCUGUUUUCCCCUUCAGACUGUUUCACUGUAAACACGUGAUCACUGAUCUCAAGUCAGCUAGGGAAGCCCUCUGAAAUGACCCGAUUUGUGUUUUUUCUUUUUUGUAGUGCUGCCCUAUCUCACUCCCAGGUAGCAUUUACUCAGGAACAGAACAGAUGUGUAACCUUCUGUGGAUAGAUAUCAUGUUUUCUAAUCUCCAUGUAUCAUGUCAUGUGUAGGGGAACUCUAGGCCUCAGGGGCUGGUGUCCUGCAGGUUUUAGAUAUCAGCCUAGGUCAACACACCUGAAUAAAAUGAUUAGUUCACUACCUCUGGAGUGGCCUCUGGAGAACUUCAAGACAUGUUGAGGAGGUAAUUUAGCCAUUUAAAUCAGCUGUGUUGGAUCAAGGAUACAUCUAAAACCUGCAGGACACCGGCCCUUGAGGCCUGGAGUUCCCCCACCCCUGCACUAGAGGGACGGGGAUAAGAUGAAAGCUCUUAUUGUCAUUUUAGGUGCUACAACAAAAUUUUAUUGGCAACUCAGAUAAAAUGUAUAAACCUGUUACAAUAAACACUGCAUAUUUUACAUAAUUCAAAUAUAAAGUAGUAUAGCCUUGAGGUGACUGUUUUUGUAAUCUGGCGCUAUAUAAAUAAAAUUGAAUUGAAUUGAGCUCAUUUCCUCUGGCUGUGUCCCGUUUCAGAGGCUGUCUGUGAGCUCCACAUUUCUCACAUUGUAUGUGAGAAAGUAAGGGUGACAUUCCAGAGCAGGUGAAAUGCAGCCUCCUUCCUGCAUUUGAGCAACAGGAGGAGCGCAACCUGUGCACGCUUCUUCUCCUCAGAUGGUCAAUGUUUUUUUUUUUUUCUAGUCAUUGAUUAGAAUUGCUUGGUUUUUAUUGGAGAAAUGGAAGAAAUAUACAUUUGUGGAUAUAUUUAUCUUUACACAUUAACCCAUUCGUAAUGUUUCACUUUGAUGAGUUGAUGAGGCCCGGCUAACAGUGCAGUGCUCAUCCCCUGAUAGUUUUCUAAAGCACUAACCUUAGCACGCUGACUCGUGACUGGGACACACCAGCUUAACGUAAUGUUUGCAACAGUGGUUUCAAUGUAGUCUGAUAGAGGGCUACACAUGUUUGUUUUUUUACUCUCCUCCAUGAAUUGUUAAAAUGAAACCUUCACAGUUCUGACAUAAUUAAAAACUGUUGUUAUUCAUUGGUAGAACAAAACAAGCUUUUAUUCCAUUAAUUUAUGUUUUGACCUUCACAUGACUUAAUUCUGAUAUUUCACUUUGAAUAAAGUCAUUAUCAGGGUGAAACCAAAACAUGCGUCAUUUUAUCUUAGCUAGAUCCAGAUGUUAACAGCAGCUUAAAUUCUUUUACAACAUCUUUGCUUUGCAUAUUCUCACUAGAUUUUUUGCUUUGGCUUCCUAUGUAGUUCACACAUUCACCUCGUUAUGUGUUUUUCUUAGCUCCUAUCUGGGCUUUGUAAAAUAGAUUUGUGUUGUAAUAUAAUGGGAGGUGUGGAUUAAAGUUACAUGAUGUUGGAAUAACA